AUGCCAGUUCCUUUCGAGGCCGUUCUUCACAUGGGCAUGGUGGUCGUCAUGUUCGGCGUCGCUGGUACGGGCUUCAACCUGGCCAGGAGGACAGUCAACGACGGCAAGCCCGCAAGACACAGCCUCGACGACUGGGAGCGCAUGAUGAUGUCGCGCGACGAGAGGUUGACUGGUAGCUUCAGAGGGCAGGCUGCCAACCCGACAGCACCAAAAGAGUUUGCGACCAACAGCGUGUGGAACACGGAAAAGAUCCAAUGA
Messenger RNA from Pseudozyma flocculosa PF-1, 258 nucleotides. RefSeq lists its product as uncharacterized. The record is from RefSeq and is a predicted model, not a curated record. NCBI's taxonomy places the organism in Eukaryota, Fungi, Basidiomycota, Ustilaginomycetes, Ustilaginales, Ustilaginaceae. Bases 1 to 258 code for a protein of 85 amino acids. The transcript is spliced from 4 exons.